Penicillium antarcticum is the source of this 648-nucleotide messenger RNA. RefSeq lists its product as uncharacterized. Bases 1 to 648 code for a protein of 215 amino acids. The transcript has a single exon. The record is from RefSeq and is a predicted model, not a curated record. Lineage: Eukaryota; Fungi; Ascomycota; Eurotiomycetes; Eurotiales; Aspergillaceae.
AUGAAGGCCUCUAUUCUUUCCAUCGCUUUCGCCCUCUGUGGUGCGGUUAGUGCUGUUCCCACCCAGACCGCUAUCACGAUUCCCACUAGCUCGCCCAGCCCCAGCGACGUGACCGUCUUGUUCGAGGGAGCCGAGGCUGCUUUGGGUAACGUUUCCACUGUGGUCUCUGACGCCAAGUCCGCACUCGAGUCUAUCGACACCGUGGAUCUGCCUGCCGAUGCAGUCUCUGUGAUCUCCAAGGCCGACACCCUUCUGGGCGACAUUUAUACUGCCACGUCAAAUGCUGAGAGUGGCCUCGAGCAUCUCGCUGAGCUUGCUGCUAAAACCAGCUCUGGGUCGUCCGUCACUGUAUCCGACGUGGUCUCCGAGGUUGAGUUUGCUCUGAGUACUAUGUCUGAUGCAGCCUCUGAUGCAGAGUCUUUCCUGGAGAUUAUUUCUUCUCUUUCUGGUCUUCCUUCGGAGGUGUCUACCGUGCUCUCUACGGCUGAAGUUGUUCUGCGUGUUGUUUCCACUAUAACCUCUCUGGCUGAGUCCGCCCUUAAGGGUCUCGCUUCCCUUGCCGCUGAGUCUGGAGUCCCCGACUUCACCUUGCCUGCUCUUCCCACUCCAACUCCAGUCGCCUCGAAGUUCCGUCGCCGCUCUCACUAA